This is a messenger RNA of Psammomys obesus (fat sand rat), 438 nucleotides long. Its product is annotated as prolactin-inducible protein homolog. Gene Ontology annotation, cellular component: extracellular region. The coding region runs from base 1 to 438 and encodes 145 amino acids. Gene Ontology annotation, molecular function: aspartic-type endopeptidase activity. The record is from RefSeq and is a predicted model, not a curated record. The transcript is spliced from 4 exons. Gene Ontology annotation, biological process: proteolysis; regulation of immune system process. NCBI's taxonomy places the organism in Eukaryota, Metazoa, Chordata, Mammalia, Rodentia, Muridae.
AUGACUUCUUUUCAAAUUCUCUGCCAGCCCCGAGCUGUUAUACAUCUCCUGAUUGUGUGCUUACUUCUGGAGAUGGCCUACGGUGAGGACAAUUGGAACAAUCUGCUUUCGCUAAGUUUAAAAGUUUCUUCGAUGAGCAAGUCAAAUGAAUUUACAGUAACACUCACCAUUACAAAUAAUGUGGAUAAAUGCAUGGUGGUGAAAAUCAGUACUGAGGACAAUCCAAACAUCAAGUACCUUUCAGCUCAUGCAUCUUACACUGCUUGCAUUUGUACUGUAAACAACUACUUCUGGGACAUUCAAGUCUCUGCAAAUACUGUUUUACAAGGGAAGGCAGAAGUUGUUCCAGCUAAGGACAUAUGCCCUGAUGGUGAAAACAUAUUCCCAGCAACUUCCUACACAGAGACUAUUACACAUGAAAUCCUUGUAACAUCAUGA